GGGUUCAUUCCGCUUCGAAUUCCGCUUCGAAAAUUGGUUCGAAAUAUUUUAAACAGAUUGUCUGAUUGGGUUCCGUUUCGAUUCCGUUUGAGCAUUUUUUGCACAAGGGCGACACCUGCUGGUGUACGGCGGAACCUCGAUGACAUUUCGCCGCGUUUCGCCGAAGUGGUUUUUCUUUAAGCGUGUGAGUGUUGCCUGCUGAAGCAAAUGCCAAACUUGCUCAAUCAGGAUUUUUUUCGAGUGCCGACAAAGUGCCAGCAAGUCUCGUGAUGGACGCAGCAGUCGAAGUCCCCGCGGAGGAAAUCGCGCCAACAGGUGGUGAACUUCCGCCGGAGUGCUGCGGUCUGGGGUCCUCAGGCCAUCAAGUACGCCGGCAUUACGAUGUUGGUGGCCCUCGCCAUCAUCGACGGAGUGGCCGCGGUUUAGCGACCGGACGGAAGUUUCAGUGCCACGAUCGACGGCAACGAGCACGACAUGCGCUUUGUUUACUGUGCCGCGGCCGCCUGUGCUAUGCCGAACGACUGGAGAUGCGUCGAUCAGCGGAAGAUGGCAAGAGAAGGAAGUGUCGAUCGGUGGCGCAGUACCACAUUCCGGAUUGCUGAUUGCGAUGGGCGUCUUGUUGUGCCGUCUAGUGCCGGGGUUGCGAUCAGAUUCUUCCGAUUGAUGUCAAGGCCUCGACAUCGCUGAAUGAUGCGAUAUAAUAAGGACGGGGCCCGUGAAUAAGCCGGCUAAGGAAGAGAAGGCGCCGGAAUAACUACGGGGGCCUAGAAACCCAUCGAGAUCAUAGAUGACCCCAUUCUGCGCCACUUUUACGACAAGCGCAUAGGUGUGGAAGUCGGUGCCGAUCAUCUGGGCGAUGAAUAGAAGUUAUACGUCUUCAAGAUUGCCGAUGUCAACGACAAGCAAGGCGUGCUGACCAACCCGCGUGUCCGUCUGCUGCUGAAGAAGGGCCACUUUUGCUGUCGGUCGCGUUGUGCCUUCCGAUACGAGCGUGCCGCGUCGUCUUGAAUCGAAGCGAGCAACCAACAACCGCAAACUGUGCAUCCUGUCCAAAGAGGACGACGUCCACCGGUUUGUGGUGAAGCGCCCACUGCCAGAGAUGGACGGCAAGAAGACCAAGUUGAAGGCGCCCAAGAUCCAGCAUCUCAUCACGCCGGUGGUGCAGGAGCGCAAGGAGGUCAUAGCCGAGUUCCUGAAGGUUCUGACCCUGUGCCGUCGCCAGCAGCAUAUUCGUCGCCGGUCCCGACUGUCGUCGAUACGUGACUCGCGCAGGUUGGUCGGUUCCGGAGGAGGACAAUCAAGGCUGCCAAGAAGGUCGCAAAGAAGGAGGCCAAGAAAGUGACCGAAGCCGCCAAGAAGCGCGACGAGGUCAAUACUGCCAAGAAGUCCGAAGAAGACGAUAACAAGACCGACACCUCAGAGGUGCUGUCUAGACCUUUAAGUGUUAUUAAUAUAUUGUGAAACUUACAAAUUUAUGUAAUUAAAAACCUAGGGAUUCAUGGUGGGGAGUGUUUUUCUUGUUUAAUUUUUAAAUAUUAAUAAAAAUUGCCUAAAUAGGCCAAAACGGUUCAA
This is a messenger RNA of Culex pipiens pallens (northern house mosquito), 1572 nucleotides long. RefSeq lists its product as uncharacterized. NCBI's taxonomy places the organism in Eukaryota, Metazoa, Arthropoda, Insecta, Diptera, Culicidae. The transcript has 3 exons. The coding region runs from base 270 to 602 and encodes 110 amino acids. The record is from RefSeq and is a predicted model, not a curated record.